UUGCCGGUCAGUAUCAAUCAAAGAGAGAAGUGAAAUAACCUGCAUUGCUCCGAAAUGGGGCUCACACUAUUUUUUGUUAUUGCCCUCGCGGCUAGAACAUUUGCAGGUCCUAUCCAAGAAGUAUCCAUUAGAGAUCAAUGUGCUAGACAAUGUACAGUAUCGAGCAAAUUCAACUAUGAAACUGGACAGACCUAUGAAUUCAACUACGAAACGGAAAUUCGAACAGCGAUACAAGGUGCAUCAGAAGACCAAGCCGGUGUGGAUUUAUCAGCGAAGGUGUACUUAGACUUACUUUCAAAAUGUGAAAUGGUCAUGCGGCUGAGUGAUGUCAGACUGACAGAACAAGACCCAGAGACGUCUACAAUGAUAGCAGUGACUUCUGACCUUAUUUCUGGUCUGGAACAAAAUCCUCUAACAGUCUCUUUCCAAGAUGGCAACAUUGAGGAACUUUGUCUGUCAAAACCAGAAAGUGACAAAAUAUUGAACAUCAAGAGAGGUAUAAUGUCCCUCAUCCAGAACAACAUGGAUGAUAUCAACAAAGACCAGAAAGUCACCGAAGUUGAUGUGUCUGGUAAAUGUGAAACCGAAUACACAUCUAAAGAUAAGGGAUGGUACAACAAAUUGAUCACGAAAUCCAAGAAUCUUCUGGGAUGUACUGGUCGUCAAGGCAGCAACACAGCUAUCCAUGGAAUUCCUUACUCCUCUAAUUCAGGUGUGCAGUCAGUCCCGCUUAUCAAGAGCACACACGAGGUCCAACAGGAAUUUGUAAAGUCAACCGGCCGACUUCAGUCUGCAACAUGUCAUGAGGAGCACACAUUUGUCCCUUUCUCUAGAUCAGGCAGUGGAGCUAUCACACACAGUACCCAAACUCUGACAUUCGUAAAGGAAUACAAGUCUCGUUCUAAGCCAGAACAAAUUUCGGUAAGAGUACCAAUCCAGUUCCAACACUCUAGUGGAAUUAGCGCUGAGCAGACAAGAAAAGAUAUGGAACAAAAACUGAUGGACAUUUGCCGCAACACAAAAGACGGAAUUACACCAGAAACACCAAAUCUUUUUACAUCGUUGGUUCGCACCAUGAAGGCGAUGGAGUCGAAAGAUCUUGUAGAUAUUUACCAAAAAAUCAAGAACAAGGAGAUCUGCUCCGUUAACAACGACAGAGUGAGAAAAUUCUUCCUCGAUGCCAUUCCUAUGUCUGGAACUAUAGACAGCCUCAAACUCAUGGUCAAACUCCUAACCAGCGGUCAGGUGACUGGUUUAGAUGCCGACAUGUGGAUGACAUCCCUUGCUUUCAUUCAGAAUCCAUCAAUUGAAAUGUUAGCUGAAGCAAAGUCACUAUUGUCCAUGAAAACUAACGAGGAAAAAGCUAUGCUGUCAGUUAGCUCUUUGGUACACACUGUUUGCAAGAACAACCCAAGCUGUGAUAACUUCCUUGAAGUGAAGAAGAUCAUUUCCCUUCUGGAAAGCAAAAUUGCUCCUUCAUGCAAGAUAUCAGACGACACCUUCCGCACAAGCCUUUUGGCAUUAAGAGCUAUUGGUAAUGCUGGAUAUGGUACAAGCACCAUUCCUACCUUGACAAAAUGCUUCAAAAGAACUGAAAAUCCUAUCGAGAUUAGACUUUCCGCCAUAGAGACAUUCCGACGCAUUCCAUGCAAAGCUGAUAAGUCGACGGUGUUAUCUAUUUUCGUCGAUACCGAGGAAGAUUCUGAAGUCAGAAUCGCCGCCUACAAAUCAUUGAUGGAAUGUCCUUCUGAUUACCUAAUCAGCAAAGUAAAGGGUAUGCUUGGAAAGGAGGAAGUCAACCAGGUUGGAUCCUACGUAUGGUCCCAUCUAACCAACCUCAUGGAAACCUCGAACCCACAUAAGCAGGCAAUUAAAUCAGUCCUAGAAGAUGAAAUUCUACAAAAGGAAUUUAACAUGGACAAUAGGAAAUUCUCUAGGAACUAUGAAAAAUCCCUAUUGUUAGAAAAGAUUAAUACUGGAGCCGUUGCUGAGGGCGAUCUUAUUUGGUCUUCAAAGUCUUUUAUUCCUAGAUCAGCGAUGGUGAACCUCACAGUUGACCUUUUUGGAAACGCAAUCAACCUCUUUGAGAUUGGAGGCCGAAUUGAAGGUCUUGAGUACUUCCUUGAAUCUUACUUUGGGCCAAAUGGUUACUUUAGUGAAAAUGACGUUCAGCAAGCAGUGGAAGAAACGGCUGUAGACGUCGUCAAGACGGACAAAGUCAAACGUAUUGACAAGAGGAACAACCGUGUCAUGGAUGAACUUCGUGGAUCCCUUUACAUGAGAGUAUUCGGCAACGAACUCCGGUACAUGAAUUUCCAGGGACUUGACUCAUUAUUUUCCCAGAACAGUUUUAACUUCCUCGAUAUGAUGAUGAAAUUUAGCAAAGAAAACGACUAUCAGUACACACACAGUUCAAUGUUUAUGGAUAGUUCAAUAAUUGUUCCAACUAGCUCAGGUUUCCCAUUGAACCUCACAGUUAACGGAACUGCCACCAUGGACUUCAAAGCGUCCGGUAAAAUGGAUGUCAUGAAAUUCCCAACAAUGGACAUUCGUGGAAUAAUCAAACCAAGUGCUGCUGUAGUUGUGUCAAGUCAAAUGGGAGUUGAUGCUCUAGACACACAAGUUGGAGUAAAAAUGGUAUCGACCCUUCAUUCAAGUACUUCAGUCCAAGGAAAAGUUUCAUUAUCAGAAGGAAGCAUUGUCAAUGUCGAAUUUGAUCUUCCAGAAGAGAAACAAGAAAUUAUUAGUGUUAGUUCUUCAUUUUACACCAUACACCGUCAUAUGGAGAGAGAACAGAAAAUGAUAACAGUAAAUCGCCGGGAACACAAUGCCUGCACUGGAAGUAAGCUAGCUAAGAUAACUGGCCUAGAACUUUGCGGUGAGCUAAGCUUCCCCAACGCAUCACUGGUAGAAAAUGCACCGUAUUUCCCAAUUACAGGACCGGUCAAAGCUGGAAUUUCUCUCUACAAGCGUGACACAAGAAUGACUGGAUACAAACUCGAAGCAAGGUCAACACACAAUGCUGAUGAAAACAUUGUUCGUGUAGCUUUCACAACUCCAAACUCAAGAACCGAUAGGAAUUUCGCAUUGGAUCUUAAUCUAAAUAAAGUCCAAGGAGCUCUUGAUGCAAGCUUCAGUUCACCUUGGAAGAAAGCAGACUUUAAAGGAACAUUUAUUAACGAGAAAACAAACAAGGGAAUCAGCGGGAAAAUGAACUGGGAUGGAUCUGUCCGCUUUGAUGUCAAGGCAAACUUACAGUCGGAAAGAUCAGGUCCAGGAAUGUUGUAUUCACCAACCAUACAAAUUUCUAUUCCCGGAAUGAACAAAGUUGGUCUCAGUGGAACAGUCAAAUACGCAGCAUGGAAGAACUUUGAAACAGAUCUUUCUCUUACUGGAAUCAAGUCAACCCCUAUCUCUGUAAAAAGUUCUAUUCAAAACAAAGCAAAGAUAAUGAGUGCAAGUGCCAGCCUGCAAGUGUCACCCAAACAAGUAUAUUCGGUAGAUUCAUCGGUACAGACGACUGAAUACAAGAAAAAGAUCGUAUACAAGUCACAAAUCUCCAUCCGUUCUCCAUCCCAAGAACUUUUAGCUUUUGCUGGAACGUAUACAAAUGUUUAUGGAAAGAACAUUGAACUAGAUAUUGUUGUGGACAAACUUGUUGAAAAACCGGUCAUGCUUAAGACAAACCUUAUUACCAAAUCAUUCCGACGGGGACGUUUGCAAAAGAUAGUCAGAGUCGAUUUCAGAUCAAAAGUUAUGGAUAUAAAAAUGAAGAACAAAUUCGACAAUAGAAAUGGCAAAACCUUCGCUACAGAUACGGAUUUGACUUACGUUAUCCGUAGAUAUGCAAGAGAUAACAUAAAACUGGUCACUAAGGUUAUCAAUCAGAGCAGCAAAUCCCUUAUGAAGGCAAGGGCUUCUAUGAAUUUAGCUUCCAAACGUAAUCCGGCAGCAAAUCUGAAACUAAUCGGCAAUUUAAAUCACAACAAGAGACAUUCUGAGAUUGAAACUGACAUAGCAUAUGGACCAGAUUUUAAAGACGCUAAUAAACAAGUCAGCUUUUCCAUGUCUAUGGACAGAGCAAUCAAGAGUUUGUCACAGGCAUCCGCUACCCUCAAUGGAAAACUUCUUGUCGGAUCGGGCUUUAGAAUCAUUACUAAACUGGACCACUCUCAUGAUCCUAAGUCACUGGACUCAAACGUGAUGCUCCGUAUUAACAAAGAUGCCGUUACAUCAAGUUUAAGUCUAAAAGAUGCAUCCACAGACCUUAAAAGUCUUUCCGGACAAUUCGAGCUGGAACUCCCGGGAAAGAGCAUUGUUGUUUCUCAAAUCGUCAAAGAAAAUGCCCCGAACGAUUUCACAAGCACAAUGAAUGCAAAAUAUGGAAAGUCCAAGAAUACCAUUGUAACGUCAUGGAAGAAGGUUGCACCAUCAGCUCUCACCAUUUCCUCUGACAUUGAUCUCAGUUCGGCUGAUCCUAUCAAAAUAAAUGCAGAAUAUACUUUUGGACCAGAACAGUAUAAGUUUGGCGGUUCUUUCCAGAAGGCGACAUCUAAAUACAGUGCCGUUGUCACAUCUCAAGUAGAAAUAGGAAAGUCCAUUCAGAUUUCAACUGACCUUGAAUGUCCAUCUCGACAUGUUAUUGGAAAUUUUGAAGGCUCAAAAUCUAAUAACAAAUACAUAAGCCGAGCCGAUGUACGAUGGAAUGCUGACAGAGAUGAUACUCAGCGUAUAACUAUCAAUGGUAAUGGGCAAAUGUCAAGUCUUGCUGAUGUUGAUGGAUCCUUUACAGUCCAAUAUCCAGGCAGAACUGUUGCAGUGAACGUGAGAAAUAGUAUAGGCAAGAAAUAUGCAACACACGUAGACUUCCAGUGGGAGCCUAAAAAGAUCAUUUCAUUUGACUCUACCUUUGGAGACUACAGCAAAUCAGACAGUCGGGAAAUAAUAAGUACCAUCAAACUUGGUACUCCUUUUAUUACACUUAAAUCUCUUGAUAUAACUUUGGACCAUCAAAUCAAUUCUGGCAUGUAUCAGACAAAAUUAGAUGCGCAGUGGAAUCCAAAACAAACGAUAUCUGCUACCUUGACUGCAAGAAAACCAAUGACACUUAAAAGCAUUGAUAUUGACUUUAUUGGUAAAGCUCCUUCCCUGGGAUACAGAACAAUUCAAUCAUCACUUAAACAUAACAUUGGAAAUGGUGUGUCAACCAUAGGGAAAGUUGUUCUUAACAGGCAAUCCGUGCAGGUGGACAUGUCCCUCCUUGAUAAAGGCGACGAAAGUACGACCGACAUCAAGGGUCAGAUAGAUGUCAAAACAUCAUUCCGUCAGCUUAAAACCGCAACCGUAACAUUUUCUCACAGGAACGAUGGAAGACAGAUUGAUACCAGCGCGCUGUUGAAAUACAACAAGAAACAAUAUGGCAUAGAAAGCUCAAUGAAGGGCAAACUUCGUGGCUUAGAAGUGAACACUGAUGGUGACAUUAAAAUACAGCUUCCGUCUGAUACGAUCAGAGCAACUUGGGGACACAAGAAUUCUAUGUCUGAAAUCAUAACAACAUCUGAAAUUACUUGGGACAAUAAACGUGUGUUUGUAAGUUUCAAGGGACUACAAGAUCUUAGUCUUCCGACUGGAACACUCUCUGCAGCGUUGGAAAUCCAAACACCAUUCAACGUCAUUAAAGAUGUUGUUUUCCAACUGAAUCAUCUUCACAAAACUGGCAAAAUUGAUUCAACACUCAUGGUCACUAAUAACGGUAACAGCUUGGCAACAAUUGAAGGUAAAUAUUUAAAUGAAAAUGGAAAAAUAACAUCACGAUUCUCUACUUCAAAUCCAGGUAUAGUCUAUUAA
Messenger RNA from Mercenaria mercenaria, 5847 nucleotides. RefSeq names its product apolipophorins-like. The transcript has 20 exons. NCBI's taxonomy places the organism in Eukaryota, Metazoa, Mollusca, Bivalvia, Venerida, Veneridae. The record is from RefSeq and is a predicted model, not a curated record. The coding region runs from base 55 to 5847 and encodes 1930 amino acids. Gene Ontology annotation, biological process: lipid transport. Gene Ontology annotation, molecular function: lipid carrier activity.